Molecule: messenger RNA, 1229 nt
Organism: Oppia nitens
Lineage: Eukaryota; Metazoa; Arthropoda; Arachnida; Sarcoptiformes; Oppiidae
Exons: 2
Coding region: 162-1076 (304 amino acids)
Biological process (GO): protein dephosphorylation
Cellular component (GO): nucleus
Molecular function (GO): protein tyrosine/serine/threonine phosphatase activity
Source: RefSeq, a predicted model, not a curated record
AGUAGUAUUGAUUGUCAACAAUUAUUGCAACAUUUAAAGUUUACUUUCAAUUUAGUUAUAUUACAACAAAUUUGACAAAAUUUUAUAUUCAACAAUUGAUUGAAACGAAAUCAGAGUCGACGACAACAGAAGAAGUUGUUAAAUCAAACAAAUUGAAGAAAAUGUUUGACAGCUAUCAAGAUAUGAACCAAAUUGAAGAUCAUCUGUGGUUAGGCAAUAUGUGUGCCGCGUUUGAUCCAAAACAGUUGUUGGCCAACAAUGUCCGUAGCGUAUUGUCUGUGUUUGAUGACCACUGGAAAGAGGAUAACCGGUCGUCGGAGAUAACGUACAAACAGAUUUGGGUGGACGAUGUGCCCCGUGAAGAGAUGUUGACUCAUAUGACGACAGACGCCUUUGAAUUCAUAAGACAGGCCCAGGAGUCUGGACAGGGAAUACUAGUUCACUGUCAUAUGGGUUACUCGCGAUCAGCAACAGUGGUCAUCGGAUAUCUGAUGCAAAAAUACAAAAAGCCAUUCAAUGAGACAAUACGAAUGGUUCAGAAGCAGCGGGAAAUUGGUCCAAAUGAGGGCUUCAUUUUGCAGCUCCGGAUGUUUGAGACAAUGAAUUAUCGUUUGGAUGGAAAUCACCGACCAUUUAGACAUGUCUUGUUAGAAAUGGUUUUGGAUUCAGAGAUAUUCUACAGGAAAUGGAAAAACCAAUUGAAUGAGUAUUAUAGACGCCUGGAUAUGAUAGAAAACAGUGUCGAUGGGGGCGUACAGUUAGGCCCCAACUAUCUCUGCGCCAAAUGUGGUCACAAAUUGUUUAAUGAUAUUCAUAUUGUGAAGAAAACUGGGAUAGAGUCGGAUGAUUACGAUUGCGAUUUUCUUUACAUUGAACCGCAAAAAUGGAUGAAAGAGUUGUCUGAAUUGGAGGUCAAUACUGUGGACACCAAACCAGUCAAAUGUCCCGAUUGUGAUGAAAAAUUAGUCGAAUAUAACAGUCGUUUCAAUAACUACAUGUGCCCGUGUCCGCAACACCAGGGACUCAAUUGUUUGAGAUUUAUUAUUAACAAAUCUAAUGUCAAAAUUGAGAACUAAGUUUAGUUGAAGGGUUUCAUGAGUUGUGAUAAUUAUUUGAUUUAUAGGAAAACUAAAAUAUAUGCAAAGUUUACUAUUUUUUUGUAAUUAUUUAAAUUAAUUGAUAAUUUUGUAAUGAGAUAAAUACUUAAUGAAAAGUAAAUUAAAUGAAAA